GCUGAAAUAAUUAAGUUUUUGGAGGGAAGGGAUGCUGAGCUGCAGGCUUCUCGUCAAGCUGGUCUGGUUGAUUUUAUUGCUUCUGCACUUCCCGCAUCUCACACAUCAAAGCCAGAAAGCUGCCAGGUGACAUUGUACCUUCUAAGGCUUCUGAAGGUUGUACUUUCAGCUGCUGCAAACAAGGGUUAUUUUCUUGCUCAGAAUCUACUGCCCCCUAUAAUCCCCAUGUUGGCGGCAGCUCUUGAAAACUACAUCAAAAUUGCAGCCUCAUCAAAUGGCUCUGCUUCUGCCAACCUGGUUAGCUGUAAGACAUCAACUGACAGAUUGGAGUUAAUCUCUGAAAUUCUGGAUGGUUUCCUUUGGACUGCUGCAGCAAUCAUUGGUCAUGCAAGUUCGGAUGAACGUGCCCUUCAACUGCAAGAUGGUUUGAUUGAGCUUGUAAUUGCAUACCAAGUUAUUCACCGGUUACGGGAUCUUUUUGCACUUUAUGAUAGACCACCUGUAGAAGGUUCACCUUUCCCUUCAUCAAUCCUCCUUGGCGUAAAUCUGUUGGCAGUUCUUACAUCCAGAUUCAGAAAUGUGUCUUCAAUAACAUGUAAAAACUUUCCUACUGUAUCAACUCGAAGUAAUGAAAAGAACAACAUCGAACUUGCUGAAGCUGCAGACUUGAAGUCUUCUUCUCCUUUGUGCAAUUCCCAGAAUGAUGGUAAAUUGGUAUUUCCCGCAGUAAAUGGAGGUGUAGCUUCGUCUUUGCCGGAUGUACCGGAGGAUAGGCCCCUGGAUGAAUUUUCUAAAAUAAAAGAAAAUGAGGGCUCAGUUGUAAUUGAUCGGAACUCUGACAAAGUUGACUUACUUGCUGCUAAUACGGAAACUGCAGAUGUAUUGCAGGAAUCUACAACCAUCGUGACAUAUGAUACCCUUCAGAUGGUUGAGAAGAAAUCUCAAGAUAAUAGUAAAGGUCAUAUUAGUGGAAAUGCAUCAGUGUUGAAGCAGGCUGUAAAGUUUCUUCUUUCUGCCAUAUCUGAGACUGGCUUAGUUUGUCUUCCAUCAAUGUUGACAGCCGUUUUAUUGCAGGCUAACAAUAGAUGUUCUGAACAGGCAUCAUUUGUCCUUCCAUCCAAUUUUGAAGAUGUGGCAACUGGUGUACUAAAAGUGUUGAACAAUUUAGCAUUAAUAGACAUAUCUUUUGUCCAGAAGAUGCUCGCCCGACCAGAUCUGAAGAUGGAAUUCUUUCACUUGAUGAGUUUUCUUCUCUCUCAUUGCACGAGCAAAUGGGGCGGAGCAACUGACCAGAUUGGUUUGCUACUGCUGGAAUCAUUGUCGCUUCUUAGUUAUUUUUCAUUGUUCCAUCAUGAAAACCAAGCUGUUCUUCGAUGGGGAAAGAGCCCUACAAUUCUUCACAAGGUAUGCGACCUGCCUUUUGUGUUCUUUAGUGAUCCUGAGUUAAUGCCAGUCUUGGCGGGUACCAUGGUUGCUGCCUGCUUUGGAUGUGAACAGAAUAAGGAUGUCAUUCAGCAAGAACUCAGCCCAGAUAUGCUCCUUGCUUUGCUGAAAGCUUGUAGAAGUAAUCUUCCCUCUCCUGAUUCUUUUGCAGUACCUAAUAAUCCAUCACUAGAUGAGGCUGUUGCAUCUGCUCAGCUGGUUCCUGAAUCUAAAAACCUUCAAGUUGACGUCCCACUGAGAUCAAAUCGUAACAAUCAACGCAAUGCUAGGGUCCUUUCCCAGAGAGGUGGUCCAUUGCCAACUACUAAAACUGGCAGAAUCCGAAGCUUAAGAGACAAUAAAGUGUUGAAGCCUUGUGAAGGUAAGGGUCUGAAGAGCAAUUCAUCUGUGCCUGAGAGUACUGCCGCAUGGAUGUUGCACUCUAGAUUAUCUACUGAUGUACUUGAUAAAGCAGAACAGUUUUUUGCUGCAGUUACCUGCAAUGAGAAUGGAGAAUUAUGAAUUUAUUUACUGUAUAGUAUAUCCAUUCUUUUGAGUGCUUAAUGCCGAAUAACCACGGUAUAUGACACUGUAAUCUUCUUUACAGUGAUAUACUAGUUAUUUGUUCGGAACUGCUCAAGAAAGAUUUAGCCGUUCAAUGCUUAUAAUACUUCAGUGGCAGUUCAAACGUC
Molecule: messenger RNA, 2114 nt
Organism: Nicotiana tabacum (common tobacco)
Lineage: Eukaryota; Viridiplantae; Streptophyta; Magnoliopsida; Solanales; Solanaceae
Source: RefSeq, a predicted model, not a curated record